UUCGUGGGUGUCUCUCUUUCCUGGCAAUAUGUCCACCUCCACUAUCAGGCAGUACACCUCCUCCUCCUCUAUGAAGGGGACUUCAUUUGGUGGGGGUUCUUCUCGGCUGUCCUCUGUCCAUUAUGGUGGGGGAUACAGAGCCCCCAGCAUCCACGGUGGGGCUGGUGGCAUCUCUGUCUCUUCCUCUCGCUAUGUCUCUGGACUAGGCAGCGGCCUUGGUGGCGGCUAUGGGGGCAGCAGCUACUGCAGCAGUUUUGGUGGGGGCUUUGGUGGAGGCAGCAUGGGUGGCGGCUUUGUUGCUGGUGGUGAUGUCCUUCUGGCUGGGGGUGAGAAGGAAACCAUGCAGAACCUGAACGACCGCUUGGCUGCCUACCUGGACAAGGUGCGAGCGCUGGAGGUGGCCAACAGUGACCUGGAGGUGAAGAUCAGGGAGUGGUACAAGAAGCAAGGACCUGGUCCAGACCGGGACUACAGCCACUAUUUCAGGAUUAUUGAAGACCUGCGGAGCAAGAUUCUUUCUGCCACUACUCAAAAUGCCAGCAUCCUCCUGCAGAUUGACAAUGCUAAGUUGACUGCUGAUGACUUCAGAACCAAGUUUGAGGCAGAACAGGCCCUGCGCCUAAAUGCUGAGGGUGACAUCAGUGGCCUGCGCAGGGUCUUGGAUGAACUAAACCUGAGCAGAGCUGAUUUGGAAAUGAAGUUAGAACAUCUAAGGGAAGACUUGGUUGAUCUGCAGAAGAACCAUGAGGAGGAAAUGAGAGGUCUCCGAAGCCGGGUGGGUGGAGAAAUCACGGUAGAAAUGGAUGCUGCUCCUGGGGUGGACCUGACCAAGAUCCUGGCAGAGAUGCGCGAACAGUACGAGAGCCUGGCGGAGCAGAACCGUAAAGAUGCUGAGCAGUGGUUCUUCAGCAAGACUGAAGAGCUGAACCGAGAAGUUGCCAUUAAUACAGAGCAAUUGCAGAGCGGCAAAUCGGAACUCAUAGAGUUGAGACGAAGCCUUCACGUUCUGGAAAUAGAGCUGCAGUCCCAGAUCAGCAUAAGAGCAUCACUGGAAGACACCCUGGCAGACACAGAGUCCCGCUACGGUGCCCAGCUUGCCCAGAUCCAGGCCCUGAUCACCAGCAUGGAGGAGCAGCUGGCCGAGCUGAGGUGUGACAUGGAGCGCCAGAACCACGAAUACAAGAUCCUCCUCGACGUCAAGACCCGCCUGGAACAGGAGAUCGCCACCUACCGGCGCCUGCUGGAGGGAGAGGAAGCCCAGUAUGAAGCCUCCACAGGUUCUGCCAAGGGAUUGUUUAGUAGUGUAGGACCCACAACCACCCGCCAGGUCCGCACAAUUGUCGAGGAAGUCCAAGAUGGAAAAGUGAUCUCAUCUCGUGAACAGGUCCAUGUCUCUGGGCAUUAA
This is a messenger RNA of Elgaria multicarinata webbii, 1405 nucleotides long. RefSeq names its product keratin, type I cytoskeletal 14-like. NCBI's taxonomy places the organism in Eukaryota, Metazoa, Chordata, Lepidosauria, Squamata, Anguidae. Gene Ontology annotation, biological process: epithelial cell differentiation; intermediate filament organization. The record is from RefSeq and is a predicted model, not a curated record. The transcript is spliced from 8 exons. Gene Ontology annotation, cellular component: cytoskeleton. The coding region runs from base 29 to 1405 and encodes 458 amino acids. Gene Ontology annotation, molecular function: structural molecule activity.